Molecule: messenger RNA, 4788 nt
Organism: Herpailurus yagouaroundi (jaguarundi)
Lineage: Eukaryota; Metazoa; Chordata; Mammalia; Carnivora; Felidae
Gene: GPR22
Product: G protein-coupled receptor 22
Exons: 3
Coding region: 1466-2767 (433 amino acids)
Biological process (GO): cellular response to hormone stimulus; G protein-coupled receptor signaling pathway
Cellular component (GO): plasma membrane
Molecular function (GO): peptide binding; G protein-coupled receptor activity
Source: RefSeq, a predicted model, not a curated record
ACAAGGUAGGCUGUCACUCUGCAAAAGCUGCCCCGAACAGGCUUUCCUCUGAAAAGCAGUGCCAUUCCUUUUUAAAAGACUGAAUCCAAAUGUUGUCUCUGGAGACAAGAAGCCUUCAGUAUGUUCAAUUACUUCAUUACGUUUUUCAGAUGCUUAUUGAUUCCACAGUAGGAAGAGUGAGAGACUGCAGCAGCCUCUAGGCAGCACUCCACGUUCCAUACAUUAGCAGGACUGCUGAGACAAUGGCACAGUACAGACACAUAUUUUCAUUAAGGUCUUUUCUGAAGAGAUGUUUAUGACCCUCUUCCCCAAGUCCUCUGCUAACAAGUGAACAAAAUGAAUCAAUCAAAACUGGAAACGCUUCAACUCCAUCAGGAAUUUAUCAAACCUUUAGCGGAGGGCCCACGGCAGCUAAUUCAGUAUUUACAAGUGACAAUAUGAAGAAUGCAUCUGAUCAAGCACCUCCCUAGCCGACUGAACCAUAAACUGCAGGAUAUUCUUCUAACAUAUGCAUUUAAGACAGUAAGGAGUUAAAACCAGAAAAGACAGGUCCACAUUACUGCCGGGAUACAAGACAUCGACAGUAAUCAUCCUAAGAAGAAGCUCUAUAAAAUAGACAUAAAAAGAAAAACAAUUUGACUGCAAAAGCCUAAAACCAAAAUGGUGAGCUUUUUUAAAGUGGGAGUUUAUACUUUAACAUACCAGGAUUGUGGAGCUGAUUCCUGAAGAAACAAUGAGACACGGAUUGCCAAAAAGAGAAUGCCACACAUUAGCAGCAAGCUAAAUGAAGCUUUAUCCAAGUCUUUUCUGCACUAAAUAUUCAGAUAUUCACAGCAGCUGAUAUUACUACUAAAGGAUUUUCCCAUCUAAGUUUUAUGACUAUGUAUCCUCUUCUAAUGAAAGCAAAUCAAAUUAAAUAGCAGAUGGUUUUUAUCAAAAGAACAUGGACUGGAUUUAGAAUAUAAAGCAAGUUAUGUGAUCAAGAAAUCAUUUCAAAAUAAUGAGGACUGCUAUAGAAACAGAUUCACAUUUAUAACAAAAGGAUGUCUAAAUACAUUUUAGAAGCUAGAAACCGUAUGUUUCCUUUUUUGUUUUCACAUAUUCUGGAAAAUAAAGAGACACUAUCACAUAUUCCCUCAAAGGGAAAUAUAAUUCCUACCAUUUGAGGAAGUUUCUCUUGGUCGUGACUUUCUAAGGCAAAACAAAUACAAAUGUUUGUACUGGUCUUUAGAAAUCCAUCAGCCAACUAAAUGUCACAAUUCAUGCAGUUUGAAGUAUUGGAGAGAAAAUGAAAGAAUUUCUACAAGACAUGAAAUAAAACACAGCUACUUCACUGUUGUCAGGUAAAAAUUCAUGUCAAAAUCUGUCAAUGACAUCAUGUAUCACUUUGUGAAAACCUGCCGUGGUGAGCCAAAGGGCCCAUACGGCCACAGCAAACAGGGAAAACACCAACUGCUCCAAAAGAAUGUGUUUUUCUCCCGUUCUGGAAAUCAACAUGCAGUCUGAAUCUAACAUUACAGUGCGAGAUGACACUGAUGACGUCAACACCAAUAUGUACCAACCACUUUCCUAUCCAUUAAGCUUUCAAGUGUCUCUCACCGGAUUUCUUAUGUUAGAAAUUGUGUUGGGACUUGGCAGCAACCUCACCGUGUUGGUCCUUUACUGCAUGAAAUCCAACUUAAUCAACUCGGUCAGUAACAUUAUUACAAUGAAUCUUCAUGUACUUGAUGUCAUCAUUUGUGUGGGAUGUAUCCCUCUAACUAUAGUCAUCCUUCUGCUUUCACUGGAGAGUAACACUGCUCUCAUCUGCUGUUUCCACGAGGCCUGUGUAUCUUUUGCAAGUGUCUCAACAGCAAUCAACGUUUUUGCUAUCACUCUGGACAGGUAUGACAUCUCUGUAAAACCUGCAAACCGGAUUCUGACAAUGGGCAGAGCUGCAAUGCUGAUGAUAUCCAUUUGGAUUUUUUCAUUUUUCUCUUUCCUGAUUCCCUUUAUUGAGGUAAAUUUUUUCAGUCUUCAAAGUGGAAAUACGUGGGAAAACAAGACACUUUUGUGUGUCAGUACAAAUGAAUACUACACUGAACUGGGAAUGUAUUAUCACCUGCUAGUACAGAUCCCAAUAUUCUUUUUCACUGUCAUAGUGAUGUUAAUCACAUACACCAAAAUCCUUCAGGCUCUUAACAUUCGAAUAGGCACAAGAUUUUCAACGGGGCAGAAGAAGAAGGCAAGAAAGAAAAAGACAAUUUCUCUAACCACGCAACACGAGACUACAGACAUGUCACAAAGCAGUGGUGGGAGAAACAUAGUCUUUGGUGUAAGAACUUCGGUCUCUGUAAUAAUUGCCCUCCGGCGAGCUGUGAAACGACACCGGGAACGACGAGAAAGGCAAAAAAGAGUCUUCAGGAUGUCUUUAUUGAUUAUUUCUACAUUUCUUCUCUGCUGGACACCAAUUUCUGUCUUAAAUACCACCAUUUUAUGUUUAGGCCCAAGUGACCUUUUAGUAAAAUUAAGGUUAUGUUUUCUAGUCAUGGCUUAUGGAACAACUAUAUUUCACCCAUUAUUAUAUGCAUUCACUAGACAAAAAUUUCAAAAGGUCUUGAAAAGUAAAAUGAAAAAGAGAGUUGUUUCCAUAGUGGAAGCUGAUCCUAUGCCUAACAAUGCUGUAAUACACAAUUCUUGGAUAGAUCCUAAGAGAAACAAAAAACUUACCUUUGAAGAUAGUGAAAUAAGAGAAAAAUGUUUAGUACCUCAGGUUGUCACAGACUAGGGAAACAUCUAAGUUUCACUAAGCCCACAUUCAGAAGUUUUAAAUUUAAAUUGUAAAAAAAUGAAAUUACUGCCAAAUAUAAGAAAAAAACAUUUUAAGUAUUGGUUAUGUUGUAAAUUUUCAAUGUAAAUGUCAAGAUUAGAUUAGGUCAUAUAUAUUCAAUUUCUUCAUUACAAUGUAUUUGUUGCAUGGCAGUUUGUUAAAGUAAUAUCAUGUGUAUAUUUUGUCAAUAUUAUGUCCAUCAGAAGAUAUUCAUGUAAGUCAUAUUUUCUAAAUAAUAAAUACAUAGCCUUAAAACAGUGUAUAACUUUAAAAUGUAACUGACACAGGUAUCUUUGCUUUUCUUUUCUUUUAUAAAGUGUAUUUGUUUCUAAGCCACAAACUAUAGAUAGAUUUAUAUAAUGACGAGUGAAAUAGCACUUUAACAUAAGAACAAAAAUUUGGGCUCCAAGCAAUCAAAAUAAUUCAGGAUUUUCUGUAUCACUCUAUUAAGUUUUCUGCUAGUCUACCUGGUGUAAUAUUUGAUGAAUCAAAAAUAAUGAACUGUAUGUGAAACUUCAUCCUUUUUCUUGCUUUUUGAAUGCAGGAAAUUGUAGGAUUUAUCAGGAUUUUAAAAUCUGACAACCAAGAAACAACCCUGUACAUACACUCUGAGAUAGAGAAACUUAUUUUCUAAGAUCAAGGGCACAAUGCCUAUAAUAUACAAAUAAAGGGACAAUAAAGGGAAGGAAGAAAACUAAAGCACCAGCCUCUUUCUUCCUUCCUCACUUUGCUGGAGUCUAAGCCAAAUGGUCUGUAUUCAUACAACAGUAAACAGAACUAUUAAAAUCUGAAUAAAAGGGGGAAAAAAACUUUGUAUCAUUGUAGAGAAGAUUCACAAAGCCAACUAUUUUUAACUGUAGAUACAUGGCAACUUUAGAGUAAUAUGAUUUACACAACGUUCCUAUACUAGUUCCUAAACUAUAUAUAGUAGCUUCCAAAUGUUUCAAAAUACAAUAGUUCUAUUUCCACCCUUAAAAUCAUUAAAGCGACAAUAAACCUAGUCAAUUUUUUACUCUACACCACUUAAUUUAACUUUAAUCUUUAUUCUGCCCUCUUCAAUUCAUGCUGGAAAAUAUAAAAUUACUAAAACAGGUUUGGGAAUCUCAUAUCAAAUAAAUAUCUUCCAACUGUUAUAAUCCAAUAAUCUGUCAAUGAGUGCUAAUCAUCACUGACUGUAUCAGGAAAAUAGCAAUAAAUUAUUUAAAAAUAGGCUAAUAUAGUAGUUGCUACCUUAUAAGUAAUUAACUGGACAGUUUUUUAUUCUAUUUUUUUUUAACACUGUAUCCAUUAAAUCAAGCAGCACUUCAUUUUUAAAUAAAAUUUUACAUCAAACAAUUCAAUAAUAUAUAACUUUUAUGUAAUUAAAUGAGAUUGAGAUUGAUCCAAUGAAGUUUAUGGAAUACUUUAACCCUUGGGAAGUGAGCACCAUGCAAUAGCUUGAAAUCAAUGAGGUUACAUGGGAAAUUUAAUAAGAGAUUUCUUUCUGAUAAUAAUGUUAACAUGUCAAAUCAUGGCAAAGGUACAGUAUCCUUCUGCCUUGUUUUCUACUUUUAUGAAAUUAAAGAAAUGGUUCAAUUUAACAAAAUGUACCAUAAGAAAGUAAGACAUUUUGGGGACCCUAGAGAAAUUCUUCAUUGUUAAGAUAUUAAAAAAUUUUUCAUUCAGUAAAUGUAUUUGACACAGAAUAUCUCCUAAUAUAGCCAUUAAAAAUUUUUAAACUAAUUUUAUACUUAAACUCCCAAGCAUAAAUUAUAAUUGUUUUCAAUUUUAUAAUCUUAAUAAAAAUUAGACUAUUUUUAGAGUUUUCAUAUUAAGAGAAACCCUUUGUGUUUUAAACAUUUUUAAUCUUCAAGUCUAUAAGCAUGCCAAAGAACGCGGUUAAAAGAUAUUUUUAAAUAUAUUUGUCUAAACUGCUUUCAUGCCCUCUUGUUGUCUGUAAUAAGAAACCUAACAAAAUAAGUAAUAAAUGGCAAAUAUUA